Messenger RNA from Colletotrichum scovillei, 1219 nucleotides. Its product is annotated as D-isomer specific 2-hydroxyacid dehydrogenase. Bases 314 to 1219 code for a protein of 301 amino acids. Lineage: Eukaryota; Fungi; Ascomycota; Sordariomycetes; Glomerellales; Glomerellaceae. The transcript has a single exon. Gene Ontology annotation, molecular function: NAD binding. The record is from RefSeq and is a predicted model, not a curated record.
GAGUGUCCAUUUACCGGAAGCUGUCGCGCGCAUUGUGUUCUAUUGGAUCGCGGUCUCUCCGUCAUCGGUAUGCCUUGCCCCGAGGUUAGGUAAAACCAGACGUGACCCCUCGCUCAUUUUCUUCCAGAUUGCUCUCGUUUCUUUGAUGUUUCUUCACGAUCUCUUCAGUUUCCAGAUUCUCUCCUCAUACCUCUCAUACCCCUCAUAAUGUAAGAGCCUCCUGUGCCUCCCCAAGCUUCCAAUUGGGAACCAACAUCACUAACACGCCAACCUCUAGAUCUCACAAACCCUCAACACCACACACGUCACAACCAUGAAGCUCCUCUACCCCACCUCCCUCAAGCUCGACGUCGACAGCCUCCAGGGCUUCUCCGUCGACCUCGUCCCCUACGACGUCAAGACCACCAUCCCCGAGGAGCACACAGACGCCGAGAUCCUCGUCACCUGGACAAACUCCGCCGACAACCUCAAGGACGCCGCCGCCCGCCUCAAGAACAUCAAGUGGAUCCAGUCCCUCGCCGCCGGCCCCAACGACGUCCUCUCUGCCGGCUUCGACACCUCCAAGGUCACAGUCACCACCGGCUCGGGCCUCCACGACCACACCGUCGCAGAGCACGCCCUCGGCCUCCUCCUCAACGCCGCCCGCCGCUUCUACGAGAUGCGCGACUACCAGCUCCAGUCAAAGUGGCCCGGCCACCUCGGCGGCCCGCAGCCCGACCGCCCCGCCAACGCCUUCACCACCCUCCGCGACGCCCGCGUGCUCAUCUGGGGCUUCGGCAACAUCGCCAAGUCGCUCACCCCGCACCUCCGCGGCCUCGGCGCCCAGGUCAAGGGCGUCGCGCGCAACGCCGGUAUCCGCGACGGCGUCGAGGUCUACGGCGAGGACAAGCUCGCCGAGCUCCUCCCCGAGACCGACGCCCUCGUCAUGAUCCUCCCCGGCUCCGAGUCCACCAAGAACGCGCUCAACGCCGCGCGCCUCAAGCAGCUGCCCAAGCACGCGUGGAUCGUCAACGUCGGCCGCGGCACGUCCAUUGACGAGGAGGCGCUCGUGGACGCGCUCGAGGCCGGCGAGGUCGGCGGCGCGGCGCUGGACGUGUUUGUUACCGAGCCGUUGCCCGAGUCGAGCCGGUUGUGGAAGGCGCCGAAUGUCGUUGUCUCGCCGCAUGCUGCUGGCGGAAGGCCGCAGGGCAUUGCGUAUAACGAGGCGGUUCCGUGCUAG